Molecule: messenger RNA, 576 nt
Organism: Falco peregrinus (peregrine falcon)
Lineage: Eukaryota; Metazoa; Chordata; Aves; Falconiformes; Falconidae
Gene: S100A11
Product: S100 calcium binding protein A11
Exons: 3
Coding region: 157-441 (94 amino acids)
Biological process (GO): regulation of cell population proliferation
Cellular component (GO): cytoplasm
Molecular function (GO): calcium-dependent protein binding; calcium ion binding
Source: RefSeq, a predicted model, not a curated record
CCCAACGCAGCCCAAGGGGCUGAGUCAGGGCUGGGCGCUGGCUGCACCGGGAAGGGCGGUGGCUGUGGCGUGAGGCUCAUAACCGCCCCGGCUGCUGCUGUGCCACAUCGCACCGCGGCCCUGCCGAGGACUGAGCCCCCCCUUCGCACCCCAGCCAUGCCCACAGAGACAGAACGCUGCAUCGAGUCCCUGCUGGCCGUCUUCCAGCGGUACGCGGGGCGUGAAGGGGACAGCUGCAAGCUCUCCAAGAGGGAAUUCGUGGCUUUCAUGAACACCGAGCUGGCUGCCUUCACAAAGAAUCAGAAGGACCCCGGCGUCGUGGACAGGAUGAUGAAGAAACUCGAUUUGAAUAGCGACGGGCAGCUAGACUUCCAGGAGUUCCUGAACCUCAUCGGGGGCAUCGCCGUGGCCUGCCACGAGUCCCUGAUACUCAAGCCCUAGCCCGGGUUGCUGUGUCUCCUCCACCACUGUCAACAUUCCUCAAACAAGACCAAUGCAAAGCUGGAAGCAGUGCCCUUAAGAUAGGGACAUACGCAUUCUUCGUUUUUAUGUGUAAAAUAAAAGGUUUAAAAUCCU